AUGGAGACCGGUACAAGCGUUAGCAACAACAGCGGAAGCAGCAGAAACGAGAGCUAUGAAGCAAUCAAGAAUGGAUCAUGGUUUAAUCAGUUCCGUAACGGCUGUAACCCCUGGAUGGCUAGAUAUGUAUAUGGUCUGAUAUUCCUCAUAGCGAAUCUACUAGCUUGGGCUGCUCGUGAUUAUGGUCGGCGUGCCUUAAAAGAAGUGACAAAAUUCAAGAAUUGUAAAGGAGGAGAAAACUGUUUAGGGACGGAAGGAGUCUUGAGGGUUAGCUUGGGAUGUUUUUUGUUCUAUUUCGUUAUGUUUCUAUCAACACUUGGUGCGUCGAAAACGCAUUCAUCAAGAGAUAAAUGGCAUUCUGGAUGGUGGUCUGCUAAGCUUAUCAUGUGGCCUGCUCUAACCAUCAUUCCUUUCUUGCUUCCUUCCACCAUUAUUCAACUUUACGGAGAGAUUGCCCAUUUUGGUGCAGGGGUAUUUCUAUUGAUACAGCUAAUUAGUGUGAUCAGUUUCAUUACAUGGCUCAACGAAUGGUACCAGUCACAAAAAGAUGCAGAAAGAUGCCAUGUCUAUGUGAUGCUAGUAGCAACUACCUCAUACACAGUGUGUAUAGUUGGGGUGAUUUUGAUGUACAUAUGGUACGCGCCAGAUUCUACAUGUCUUCUCAAUAUAUUCUUCAUAACUUGGACUUUGUUCCUCAUCCAGCUCAUGACAAGCAUCGCUCUACAUCCUAAAGUGAAUGCUGGUUACUUGACUCCUGCUCUUAUGGGACUCUAUGUUGUGUUUAUUUGCUGGUGCGCCAUUCGAAGUGAACCAGUAGGCGAAAGUUGCAACAGAAAAGCAGCAGCUUCAAACAGAACGGACUGGCUUACAAUUAUUGUAAACUCUCUCAACCUCUUAACACUUCCUUUCUUCUGCUUCACGCAAAAGCCAUAUGCUGAUUAUCGGAAUAACAUUGUGCAGAGCUUUGUGGUAGCGUUACUAGCAAUGGUGAUUGCCACAUUUUCGACAGGAAUAGACUCUCAAUGUUUCCAAUCCAAGAAAGAUGCGAACAGUCAAGGAGAAGAAGAAGGAGAAGAACAGGAAGAUGAUGUUCCUUAUGGAUAUGGAUUCUUCCAUUUUGUAUUUGCCACAGGAGCAAUGUACUUCGCUAUGCUACUCAUCGGUUGGAACACUCAUCACCCCAUGAAAAAGUGGACGAUUGACGUGGGAUGGACAAGUACUUGGGUAAGGAUUGUAAACGAGUGGCUUGCGGUUUGCGUAUACAGUAAUUUGGAUGUUGGUGGCUCCAAUCGUACUGAAGAGCAAAAGACAAAGGACAAGUGGGACAUGAGAGAAAGAGAGAUUUUGGGUGAAACGACAAAGACUUUGUGGGAUAGAACUAAACCGACUAAUUCACCUACGACCAGGAUGAAAGGCAAACAUGGUCUCAUCUCAUGGGGUUGGUAG
Molecule: messenger RNA, 1446 nt
Organism: Thlaspi arvense
Lineage: Eukaryota; Viridiplantae; Streptophyta; Magnoliopsida; Brassicales; Brassicaceae
Source: the annotation of a GenBank genome assembly